This is a messenger RNA of Drosophila subpulchrella, 1762 nucleotides long. RefSeq names its product protein rogdi (gene rogdi). Gene Ontology annotation, cellular component: RAVE complex. Lineage: Eukaryota; Metazoa; Arthropoda; Insecta; Diptera; Drosophilidae. The record is from RefSeq and is a predicted model, not a curated record. The coding region runs from base 16 to 1047 and encodes 343 amino acids. The transcript is spliced from 8 exons.
UAAUAUAUAUCCAAUAUGCCGCAGAGUUCCACGAACAACUGGUCGUUCCAGCCACUCCAUCGCCAGCGGAGCAGCAGCGGGUAUCCCCAGCAUGUCCUCAAUACGGUGCCGGAGACUGCAGUGCUCACCACGCCCCCGCCCACGCGAAAACCGCUCACAAUACAAAUUGCUGGCGUUGCUGCUGCGGAAAGCGGACACAAGCGCAGAUUCUUAGCAGCGCGGAAAAAGCCGAAAAGCGCGAUGAAAAUGCUCGCGGACACGGAGCGUGAGGAGGCCCUCAACUUGCAAAUUGAGUUCGAAUGGGUGCUGCGGCAAGAAGUACACGCGAUACUGAAGCAACUAAGGACCAUUCUGGUGGAAUGCGCCCAUCGGUUUCCGGUGCCCCUGUACGAGAACGAGGGAAAGAAGACUGAGAAGUUCAUACUCACCGUGUCGCCCGAUCAGCUGAAGGCCGUGCUAACACUCACGGGCGAUGCCAUCACACAGGCUGACAUUAGCUUUAAGCUGUGCAAGGCCCCGAGCCAAACGCAACGUACCUCCAUCACACAUGACUCGCCCUGGAAGCUGCAGCAGGUCCAGGAUGCGGCCAAUCAUCUGCAGACCGCCAUCAAUCACAUAGACGAUGUCGACGACUCUUAUCACUUCAAAACCUCCGACGAAGUGCUGCAUGUGAUAGGCAACAUUCUGGAUGCCCUCCAGCGCGGAAGAAACAGCCUGCUGGUGCCCAAGAAGAAGCCCAUUGACGAGCUGAUCAAGGGGCGCAACAUGAAGUCGCUGGUGCCCAAUCUGCCCGAGGAUUUGGCGGUGAGCUUCUACCUGCAGAGCCACAAGCUGAUCAUUGCCGUCUAUCAGCUGCUGAACAACCAGGGCACCAUGCGCUUCGAUUCCCGCCAGGCGGAGGCCUCCGUCCAGUGGCUGAACGAUGUGCUGCUGCUGCUGAUGAAUGGCCAGAAACUGUGCCAGCAAUUAAAAGACAAGAUAUCUGUGUUUUCGGUGUACAAAGAUUUCACAGUUGGCUCGCGUUCGCCCUCAGCGCUUUCCUAUUGAGACGGCGACGGGAAGUGGUACCAAAAUGGGAAUAGGAAUCGAAAUCGGGAGCGGAUACCUUGAUGGAUGGCAACUGUGGAACGGCGACAGAAACAAUAACAACAAUAAUAGCUAAUAAAGAACCGUACUUGUAAUAGCGAAGUAAAUAAUGUUAGUUGAAAUGUUGCUACUGGAAAACGGCACACCCAUAAUACCCAUGCAAACUAUACUAUACACUAUACAAUACUAUACCAUACCACACUAUACUGAUACAUACAGUACAGAGAGUUAUCUAUACAUACAUACAACUAGUUUAAUGUACACAAUCAACAUUCAUGUUAAAUUACGAUUACGUAGAACCUGAGUUCAUCGCUUCACGUCACUCCAAUUAUGCAUCAAAAUGCAACUAAAUAGCAUUAGGCUGAGAAUUGAAAACGGAAAAUGUAUGUGAAAACCAAUUGUGUUUUGUAUGUGUAACUAAAUGAAAUUGCUAGAUAAUUAUAGUUUACUCGUACGUGUAAUUUAAUGUAAUAUAUUAUGUCCCAUUAUUUAUGUUUGCGAAGAUGCAAUGUAAUCCACCAAGCAGUCGGCAGAGUCAAUCGGUACUUACAACUUACAACUUAUAUACACCCCCAAUAGGCCUCCAUAAACCUAAGUACAUACACACGGAAGGGGGCGCCUACAUCGGCAUUUACAUGAUAUUGUUGUAAUAAACCAAACCGAAAUGUGAACAGAA